This is a messenger RNA of Dreissena polymorpha, 1879 nucleotides long. RefSeq names its product apolipoprotein D-like. The transcript has 5 exons. NCBI's taxonomy places the organism in Eukaryota, Metazoa, Mollusca, Bivalvia, Myida, Dreissenidae. The record is from RefSeq and is a predicted model, not a curated record. Gene Ontology annotation, molecular function: pigment binding. The coding region runs from base 272 to 865 and encodes 197 amino acids.
AAGCAUUGACCCAUUUCACGCCGAUAGUAUGCGCGAUUUCUUUAUGACUGAUCACAGUGCAAGUGAACUAAUACAGUGUUUAGGUUGUUUAUAAUAUUAAAGUUUAAACACGUUUGGAUGUAUACCUCCAUGAAUUUAAUGUGAUUAAAGUAUAUAUUAUGUUAGCUGUUGAACUUUAACAUCGGUUAAAAUACACAACCAGCAAUUUUGACAGUGUCUAAAAUAAACAAAAUAAAGCGGACAUAACAGAUUGCAAAUAAUCCGGAUAACAAUGCUUUAUAGAAUUUUGCUUUGUGUCACGUGUUUAGGCGUGGUGUUGUCACAGAUUUUGACUCCACUGAAAGGGUGUCCCCGAGGGGUGAAUGUUCAACCGGACUUCGAUGUUCGCAAGUACAUGGGCCUAUGGUAUGAACAGGAGCGCUAUUUCGCCAUCUUCCAAUUCACGUACAAAUGUGGCACGGCUCACUACACCCUCAGAGAUGACGGCAGUGUGUUGGUGAACAACACAGGCUACGUGAGAUUAUGGGAAAGCUGGGAUACAGCGCUUGGUUCUGCUGUCAACAUUGAUCCUUCGGAACCAGCAAAACUGGGAGUGAGUUUUGAUGAAGGUCCCUCGAUGGUGGCUAACUACUGGGUGCUGUCCACAGACUACACCAACCACUCUGUGGUCUGGUCAUGUAUAGAAGAGUCGUCUGUAGGCAACUCACAAAAUCUGUGGAUUCUCUCACGUGCUCACAAUGGGCUUCCAGAAAGCAAAAUGACGGAAAUUCGCGCCAUGUUAGAGGGAUAUGGCAUUGACUGGCGCAAACUGUACAAUGUCCCACAGAACGCGUACGUCUGUCCGGGACGACAUCAAGCGGACUAGCAGACCAGUGAGACGCAUGUGCAUUACUGACUUUUGCUUUUUUUAGAAAAGAAACGUUUAGUUCAAAAUCAUCUAUAAAAAAGUAUCUGCAAGGAUUACCGGUUUGACGGAAAAUAAUAAGUCAAUAUAUAUAUUAUUGCAGAAAAGACAACAUAAAAUACAGCAAAGAUGACACAAAGUGUAAAACUCAAUAAAUUACCGAUACAACAUUUUGGUUGUUAUUCUCUAUUAAGAUCGAGUUGGGUUUUCUGUUUCACCAACGUUCAUAUUGCAGAGAUUGUUCCAAAUCAUGUCGAUAUUAGGAAAUGUAAAUUUAUUUGGUUUUUAAGUUAAAAGACAUAUAUUUAGUUGGAAAAGCAUGUUUAUUAAAUUCCUAUUUAUGUUCUUCGUAAUUUACAUCUUGUUUGUAAGUAUUUAUUUGAUUUUAUUGUAAUAAAUAACAGUUAAAUUGAUAUUAUGAGCAUCUAGCAAUUUAUAGGCGUCUAUCGCAACCGUUGUUUAUCUUUGGUGUUUUCACUUCAUAUAGUAAUACACUUAUAUUUGUUAAUGCAGAAUCAACAUACUAAAACAAUAUCCCGGACAGAAAAAAAUAAUGCAUUUGAAUAUCAACCGUACUUUCGUUUGACAACUGAUCACGGAUGUACGAUGUGAAGCUAAAUUUAGUUUUAGUGCAGAUUCGUUCAUACGACACAAAGACACAAUUUAGUUUUACGGAUCAUUUCGACUUACAGGACUUUGUGAGUCAUGUAAAAUAUCGUAUAUCAAAAAUAUUUUUAAUAAACAACUGGUAGCAAGAAGAGUCGCAGAUAAUUGGUCAGUAACCACAUUUUAACUAUCUCUUUUGACCUUUUAAUUCUUUUCAGCUCAAUUCAACAGUGAAAAAUGCCUAUAAUAUCACUUAAAAGGGGCCUUUUCACAUAUUUGGCAUGUUUUGAAGUUUGUCAUUUAAUGCUUUAUAUUGAUAAAUGUAAACAUUGGAUAUAAAAAGCUGCAGUAAAAAAUCAAUAAUAAAAU